AUGUAUGCAGUCGUCAAAGGAGUGUCGUCUAAACCUGCCAUCCCAAAACUUGUGGGCGCAUCGGGUUCAGGAACUGUGGUUGUGGGGCAGGGUCGGAGCCAAAAUCCCGGAGUUGCCUCCGACUUGGGUGACAUAUUCAAACCCAACGUGGCGAGCAAGAAUGUCGACCGUCGAGCGGACAGAAGCAAUAGCCAACAGACCUUGGUCCACUCCAAAGUCAGUAGCGCCGCGACAUCCUCAACCAACCAGUCCAAGCGGGAAUCGGUGCAGAGUUUCACGAGUCAUGCCAGCACACUGGACGAGUCAAUUCCGGAAGACUCGAGCGGUGUUUUUGACGAUCGGGAUGCGCGGGAAGAAACCAGCUUGCUGAAAAAGGCAGUCAACCCAAACAUCGGCGAUGUCUCGGAGAAAGACGCUGGCAGGAAGUUUGGAGACUCUAAACUACACUCGGGUUCAGAGACAGCCAAGAUCACCAUAUCCGGCCUUCCUCUGCGGAUACACGAUCAAAAGUAUACAGGAGGAACGCCACUCGGCACAAAGCGAUCAGAGAGCGCACCGGAGAACUCGACGCUUGACAGCUCUGAGGCGCUUUUCCAACCGACGGCGCCACUCAUUUCUUACCCAGCCCUGGAUGCAUACCUAUCGUCGCUGAAGCCGAAUAAGUUCACAGAAAUCCCGGCAGACUCCUUUGGAUUGGGAACAUCAUCACUAACAGACGGAAACUCGUCCACAAAGAGCAAACCACUCCCGCCACAGCCCUCCAAGUCCAAAAAACCACCACCUCCAGAUCCCAGGAUUGGCAUGUUCCCACCUCUGAACAAGAUCCCCGAGGGCAUCACAUUGGACCAGCUCAAGGUCAACAUCACCAAACCCCCAGGAUUCUUUGACCAGGAACUCCAGAACGUGAUGCUUUCGACGGCGGUCGACGGAAUCAUGAGCGGGGAGUCGUCCAACAUCGGCAUUUCAUACAUGCGGAUUGAGAUCAUCAUCGACUUUCUGCAGUUUGUAGGGCUGUACCUCUCGGUCUCUGGCAACACAUUCGUCAACCAAAAGUGGAUGUACACCGCAGUGAAUGUUAUCCCUGCAGUGCUGUCGAUGGACUUUCCGAGAGCCAUUGGAUAUGGGAUGAUCUUCUUGUUUAUCUUUGGACUUAUCUGCUGGAUUGCGCUUUACACCUUCAAAAUCAUGACCCGGGCUGACCCCAACGACGACAUAGAGGGCUUGGAGGUGUCGUCUUGGAGUUUGAGGUCCAAGAAGCAGCGGAUGGAAACCAUUUCGAUUGUCUUCUUGUUGACAACACUGUAUCUACCACUGGCAAAACUGUCCUUCGACGCCCUCGUCUGGUCAGACACCAUGUGGCCUAUCUCAAAUCCCUAUACAACCGCAGAUUUUCCAGUACUCCAGCCCCUGGGACCCAGCGGGAUUUAUAGAGACCCUUCGGACUUUUGCUGGGUGACAUCGAUGAAGAUCCAGGAUCUCAACUUUGCCUACAUUAUCAUUCCAGUGGCGAUUUUCACUCUCUGCGCGAACACGUUCUAUUUCCCGCUGGCAAUACGACGACUGGUGGUGCAGAACUUGCCGAGGAUUGACAAGUAUACGGAGCAAGGCGAGCGGCGGCUGGAUUUGGAUGAGGAGUAUAAGCGUCUCACGAACUCAGAUAACUGCCCAUACAAUUUUUUGUACAAUGGAUACCGCAGGGAACAUGGAACGUACAAGGUCGUGGUGAUGCUAAACAAGCUCAUCGCGGUCGUGAUUGUGGUGUUGUUCUCAAAGGACAACUGCAUUUUCCGCGGGUACGAACGGCGAAUCAUAGAGUCUGUCCGUGCUGGCCUCCAGAUCGUGUUCACAGUCAGCUUGAUUUACCGCGUCUACAGGACUAAGCCCUUCCUCUAUGCCUCGCAGAACGUCAGCGAGUACUGGUCAAGAGCCUGCACGGUUGCUACGAGUGUUAUCGGCCUCUUUAUUGUCCUCAAUGUCGGUCCCGUUUCCGUCAACACUCUCGGGAUCAUGCUGAUUGCAACCUACGUACUCAUGUGUAUCAUUGUCGUCUGGUUCUCUAUCCGGCAAACUCAAAAGUUCCAGGUCAUGCUGAAGCAAAUCCAGCAGCGGUUGGAUUUCUCCCUGGAGAUCUAUAACCCACGACUCAACUACUUCAAACAUAUCAAGCGACGAAUCUGGCAGGAGACCUGGACCACUACGCUCUUGGUCGAGAACUCGUUCAAAAUGCCUGCUGACACUGUUGUCGCCUACAGUCAGUCCCCGCAUCGACCGCCGUACCUUCUCAACUUCAAGGGCACUGUUGCAGAGCGCCACGUCGAGAACUUGCGGAUUGUCCGCCAGAUUGGACUCCGAUCGUAUUCACAGGCAUGUCAGUUCUUGACCCCGGCGAUGGUCAGGAAGCGCACUCUUAUCCUGAAGGAGUUCGUCGGUCCGGACAUGUACUACGCGCCCGAGUUUAUGACGUCGAACAUCAAGACGUACUUUGGCAAGGCGUACGUGGUUCCGUUCCCAUUUUCGGUGGUGUUUGUCUAUGACGAGUCAUCGGUCGUUGUUACACUUGUGAAGGAGCAUGAUCUGGACCGGUACAUUCGACAAAACCAGGAUCCCGAGAUUGAGAGGCGACGCGAGCUUAGGUACCAGCUCCGAGCGCUUGAUGGCAAGUUCGUAGUCCGCCCCUUUGUGGAGACCCGAGGUAUCCAAAAGGGCCGAGAGAGUAACGGUACCAUGGAGAUGUCGUUGGUCAAUGCGCCUGUGAGCUACAAGAGAGGCCUGUUUACCAUCCACCGCAAGAAGAUGUCGAGCUGGCAGGGACAUAACAUGAACCCCGGAUUCUCAGUAACAAUCACUUAUUCUGACGGCGAGACCCAGGACCCCGAAGGAUCAUCACAGCUCUUGCAUGAGACGACAAUCGGACACGAGGUCAUUGGGAUUACGCGAGACUUCCAGGUCACGCCAGCAUUGGCACGGUUACUCCGGGACAACCAUGCUCUGAUCUCUCGAGGCGUGCGAAAGGUUAAGAAGGUUAUGCAGGCGUACCAGAGCCAUUACCGCCACGAGGCUCUUCGUAAGGAUGGGACACUCUCCUACGCAUUCUUCAUCAAUGUGUACGACAACCCGAACUUGAAGCAGAAGGACCUCGAGCCAUUGUUGAAGGCAACAGAGGAGAACCCCAAGAUUGUAGACCCCUCAAGGCCGGUGUCGAUGGCGAUCCAGUACCUCUACGAGCGGAUGAGAGCCGUCAAUAGGACGAAGUGUCAUCAGUGGUGGUACCUCUUCUGGGAUGACCUAUACCGCAAGAACCACGAGGAGAUCCCACAGUUGACGGCCAAGGAGUUCUCACCAGCGUUCCCAGGGUCCAUUUGUUAUCGACCCAUGGCCAGACCCGACUUGGAGGCAUUCUUGGAGAAGCAGGGAUGUUGGUUGAAGGGUGGGCGGGCCGGGUUCAUGAACGUAGGUGUCCUGAACAGAAUCUAUACGUUCCUGAAUGUGCUUGUGUUUGACAAGAUGACCAAGGAGCAGAGACAGAGGCAGCUGGAGAUGACGACAGUGGAGCGACAGAGACUGGAGCAGCUGUUCUUGGUGACCAAGGCCAACGUCCAUACCGACGGUACUUACAAGCGCAUGCCCCUUAUGGAGGGUGGCGUGGAAGUUGGUGUUGGCGAGGAUGGUCUGAACCGAAAAUCGUCGUCCAAGGGCGAGAUCCAGAGAAAGAAGAGUAGGAUGGGGUGGUUCGAGAGUAUCACACCUGGUCGGCGCAAGAGUCGGAUCAACAAACUGCAACAACAGCAAUUGCACGGACUACAACAACAAACACCAGGGUCACCAGGACAUUUGCAGGACCAUGGCCGCGUCGACUACUUUUCGCCUGGAUACAUUAUCCCACAGACAUGGCAGCAAAAAGCAAGUCGGUUCACGGCGCUGUUGAUCGGUGGACGACCAGACGACAUGAUCGGGGAGUCGGAUGAGGAGGAUGACUUGGAAGAGUCGGACGAGUUAGCUCAAAAGCGGAGGAGGACAACGAUGGGGUCAAUAGAGACCCUGACUGAGUCGAUGGAGCUCAAGCGGGUGGUGACAGUUCGUGGGGUUCGAUCGAGGAGUGACAGCGACGACAUGUCGACAGAGCAACAUAACCCUCUCCUCCGUGCAGUACUACAGCAACAUCAGGACAGGCGACAACAACAGCAUCCGCCAACGGUUCAGCAGCUACAGAGGUCACCCUCUGGCAGGCCAGAGUCCUGGGCGUCCAUUUCAACACUUGCAGAGUCACCGGUCGUGUUGACCACCAACGACAACAUCAGCAGUAUCCAACAGAAACAAGGUGGAGGUGGGGGAGUAGGCCUGAGCUUAGCUGAGGAGGGCAGGAGAAGUGAUGUUGGUGAGGAGAACCGAGACAAGAGACAUCCUUGUAAUAGAUUGGAGGAGGAGGCGGAGGAGGAUAGAGGUAUGGCGAGUGAUACGAUGAGUGUUACCAGCAUGAGUUCUGAGGAUUACUGGUGA
Molecule: messenger RNA, 4497 nt
Organism: Linnemannia hyalina
Lineage: Eukaryota; Fungi; Mortierellomycota; Mortierellomycetes; Mortierellales; Mortierellaceae
Source: the annotation of a GenBank genome assembly